Messenger RNA from Emiliania huxleyi CCMP1516, 408 nucleotides. RefSeq lists its product as hypothetical. The transcript has a single exon. Gene Ontology annotation, cellular component: cytoplasm; nucleus. The record is from RefSeq and is a predicted model, not a curated record. Lineage: Eukaryota; Haptophyta; Isochrysidales; Noelaerhabdaceae. The annotation marks the transcript as partial.
CGCAUCCUCUGCUUUCACUCCUUUCGGCUCUCGGGCGACAACAUGCGGAAGCAGCUGUUUGACCUCGCCAACCUUGGGGCGUCGCUCGCUGAUCUGGCUACACUCGACUUUGUUGACGGCGGCCACCGGCUGGGCGACGAUGCGCUGCCCGAGCGACUUCAGGCGCUCUUUCCGCCGCCGUACUUUGAGUGGUGGAAUGCGCGCGAGGGCGCGGGCGGCACGGCCAUCUAUGACCACCUGGAGGCCAGCCUGGCAAAGGUGGAGCGGCACAUUGCAGAGCACGGCCCGUACGACGGCUAUCUAGGCUUCUCGCAAGGUGGAUGCGUCGCACACACGCUCAGCCUCCUCUCGAUGCGAGACCCCUCCUUCGCCUCGCGCGUCCCCGCCCCUCGCUUUGCCAUCCUCCUC